This is a messenger RNA of Nezara viridula (southern green stink bug), 557 nucleotides long. Lineage: Eukaryota; Metazoa; Arthropoda; Insecta; Hemiptera; Pentatomidae. The record is from the annotation of a GenBank genome assembly.
AUGAUCAAGUUCGUAGUCCUCGCCCUCGCCAUCUCGGCAGUGCACUGCCAGUACGGAGGCUACCACCAGCAAGCUCCCGAGUACAAGGAAGAAGAACACUACGAACCAGCUCACUACCAGUUCCACUACGACGUCCACGACGAGCACACCGGAGACAUCAAGAGCCAGCACGAGCAGAGGGAGGGGGACAAGACCGAAGGCGAAUACAGCCUCGUCGAGCCCGAUGGCACCCUCAGGGUGGUCAAGUACCACGUCGAUGGAAAGUCAGGGUUCGUAGCUGAGGUACACAGGGAACCCGGCAAGUACAAGCCAGCUCCCGAACCAGCCUACAAGAAGCCAGAGCCAAGCUACUACAAACCACAGCCAACCUACCAGAAGGCUGAACCAUCUUACUACAAGCCCCAGCCCAGCUACAACAAACCAGAACCAAGCUACUACAAACCACAGCCAAGCUACUACAAACCACAGCCAAAAUACUACUAAAUCACCAAUUUGUAUUAUAAAUUGCUAUUUUAUAUAAUGUAUUAUAUGUACAAAUAAAUUUUUAUACUUUUAUA